Xenopus tropicalis (tropical clawed frog) is the source of this 6318-nucleotide messenger RNA. RefSeq names its product protein mono-ADP-ribosyltransferase PARP4 gene 2 (gene parp4.2). The record is from RefSeq and is a predicted model, not a curated record. The coding region runs from base 135 to 5645 and encodes 1836 amino acids. Gene Ontology annotation, molecular function: glycosyltransferase activity; NAD+ poly-ADP-ribosyltransferase activity; transferase activity. NCBI's taxonomy places the organism in Eukaryota, Metazoa, Chordata, Amphibia, Anura, Pipidae. Gene Ontology annotation, cellular component: nucleus. The transcript is spliced from 81 exons.
ACUCCUGGCCCCUCCCAUUCCAGGAAGUGGCUGAGUGCUGCUGCUUUGCACUGAAGCUAUUGCUGUAUUUAUUUUAGUUCCUGGUUCUUUAUUGAGAGCUGCAUCAGAGCUGCGUGUUGUGCUCAGCGGGGAGGAUGACUGUGGCGAUCUUUUCAGACUGUGUGUUCUUCCUGAAACUAAACGACUUAUCUUUUAAUGAGAGAAAAGCGUUAAAAUUGACAGUAACCUCGAAUGGUGGAGUUAUAUCCUUUGUGCUAAAUCAGAAGUGCACACAUGUUGUGGUGAACACCAUUGGCUGUUUAAGUUCUUCUCAGCAGAAGAAUGUUCAGAAGCAUCAGAUUCCAAUUGUGGACAGUCAGUUUAUAUGGCAAUGUCUAGAAAAGAAGUGUCUUAUCCAGGACUAUCAAUAUCCGACUGCUGGUGUCAAACCAAGUGAGAAAGAACCAGAAGGCUGGCAAGCAGAUCCUGAGAAAACUGUCUUCCCUAAAAAAGUUCCAUCCCUGCAAGACAAUGAUGAGUUCAUCAACAGGGAUUACAGUGAAUAUGAUGCAGACACCCUCCCCGACCCUCCAGAUGCCGAAGUAGCAAAAUACUGUUUUUUUCAAAAUGGUCCCAUUGUGGCAGUUCUGGAGCUGUUGUGCAUUCCUGAAUCCUCUUCAUUCCUAUUUCAAAUAUCUAAAACAAUUUGUAAUUCCAAUGGAUCGGAGCCUGACAGCUCCUAUAUGUUCAAACACACAGCGGAGGCGGCUUGUAACAAGUAUGAGAAGUGCACUGAGGAUUUAGAAAAAGAAGGCUUUAAGAGAGCAAAGCGUAUCCCACCAAAGGUUGCCCUGCACACAUCUGAGGCUCUGCAGAAGGUCCUGCUUGAAGAAGCCAUAAAUGCUACCAAGUUAUCUCCAGAUGUUGGAUAUUUUGUGGAAAGUGUUUGGAUUGAGGCUCUUGGCCAUUUGGAUAACAUCCUCGCGCGUCCCGUAAACAGCAUCAGUCUGAAUGAUGUAAGCAAAGCAGAGGGUGUUCUGCUCCAGGUUAGGAAAGCUUUGGACACAGGAACAGAACCUGGAGACAUAAGGAAAGCAAUGGCUGAGUUUUAUCGGCUCAUUCCCCAUAAGAAACCUCUGCUGGCCAACAUUGAUAAGAAACUUUUGUCAACAAAGCAAGAUCUGUGCCAGCUUAUUAGAGAUAUGGUGAGUGUAUGUGAAACCAACUCAUCGAAGCCAAACCCAAGCAGCCUUGCCAAAUACCAGGCCCUGCGAUGCCAAAUAGAGCAUGUGGAGCCCAAUACUGAGGAAUUUCAUCAGGUGUCACAGCAAAUCGUGGAGAACAAACACUGUGAGGAGUCGAUUAACAUACUGAAAAUAUUCCGCGUUGGGAAAUUAAGUGAAGCCACUGGGUUUCAAAAGAAUCUUGGGAAUGUCAAGUCCCUGCUCCAUGCAUCUUCCCCACGUCACUUUGUGGGGAUCCUUUCCCGUGGACUGCUCUUGCCAAAAAAUGUGGAAGAUGAUUUGGGUUUAAAAAGAACUGAUAUUGGAAAUCUUGGAAGUGGAAUUUACUUCAGUGAUUCCAUAAGUACAAGUGUUAAAUAUUCGGAACCCAGUGUAACCAAUGGGGCGCGUCUCCUGUUGGUUUGUGAGGUGGCUCUGGGGAACUGCAAGGAUCUCUACAAAAGAGACUUCUCCCUUACUGGAGCUCCAAGUGGCUUUAACAGCGUUCAUGGUGUCCGACAAAUGCCAGGGAGGAAAUCUGAUUUUGAGGAUGAUGAAUUUGUGGUAUAUAAAAAGGAUCAAAUAAAAAUGAGAUACGCCGUGCAGUUUUGCACUGAUAAAGACCAAGUCAACAUGGAACGCGACAAACUUUCUGUUCAGUUUGAGCCCAUGGAGGAAGAUGUUGGAGAAGAACCAGUGCAGGUGGAAGAUCUCAUGUUGGAGAAUCUUCCGGAACCACAGAGCAUAAAUGGCGGCCUCCAGAGUGUUCAUGGCAACCAGAUCCCUUUGGAAAAUAUUCAUGUGAAAGGCAAAAUGAUGGAUUUAGUUGCAGAGGUUAUAUUAUUCCAGACCUACAUAAACAAAUCCUCUGUUCCCAUCGAGGCUAAAUAUGUUUUUCCCCUGGACGGCACAGCAGCCGUGUGUGGCUUUGAAGCAUUUAUAAAUGGAAAACACGUUAUCGGAGAGGUUAAAGAGAAGGAGCAAGCGCAUAAGGAGUACAGGGCUGCUAUCAGCGAGGGACAUGGGGCUUACCUUAUGGACCAGGACGCUGCUGACGUCUUCACUGUAAGUGUUGGAAACCUGCCCCCAAACGCCACUGUAAUCAUUAAAAUCACGUACAUAACGGAAUUGAUUCUGGAGUAUGGAUCAGUGAUAUUCAACAUUCCUGGCACAGUGGCAUCUUGGCAAAAGGAUAAAGCUCUGAAAGAAAAUACUCAGGAUACAGUAGAAAAAGUCUGUGUUGAAGAAAGUGGUGUGCCACAAGGUUGUUUCUCUCUGGAGAUGUCUGUUGAGAUGUCUUUUAAAAUCGAGAAUGUGUUAAGUUUCACUCACAGUAUUUCAACGAAAAAAACUGAUUGCAAAGCUGUGAUUGCAACUAAAAAAGACAGUUCAUUGGAUGACGAGGGGUUUCAGUUGAGAGUCUACCUGGAAUCAAGCUUCUUGGAGUCUUCUUGGAACCAACCGAGAAUGUGGGUGGAAAAACACCCCAAAGAAGACAGUGAGGCAUGCAUGCUUGUGUUCCUGCCUAGUUUUAAGACAAGCAUACAAUCCUGGGAUUUAACCAUCUUACUUGAUUGCUCCAAUUCUAUGGAAUCCACUUUCCAAAGCGCAAAACGGAUUGCUCUGCUUGCAGCCAGCUCGUUAAACCCAUGGCACAACAUAAACAUAAUCAGCUUUGGUACAGGUCAUAAGGAAUUUAGCAUCCGUCCAAAAGAGAGCCAGAAUUUAAUACCGGAGCUGGAGCAGUUUAUUAAAAUGGCCAAACCAAACAUGGGAAACACAGAACUUUGGAAGCCUCUGCAGUCCUUAUGUUUGCUGGCUCCUCCCAGUGACAUGCACAAUGUUCUUCUUAUAUCUGAUGGACACAUCCAGAAUGAGAGCCUCGUCUUUCAGAUCCUCAAAAAGAAUGCAGGGAAAGUGCGGCUGUUCACCUGUGGCGUUGGUGCAACAGCCAAUCGCCAUAUGUUGCGGUGUUUGGCUCAGUACGGUGCUGGGUUCUUUGAAUUUUUUGAAGAUAAAUCCAAGUCCAGCUGGAAAAAAAAGAUGGAGGCACAGCUGGAAAGAAUGGAUUCCCCUGCAUGCACUAGUGCAUCUGUUAAAUGGAUGCAGUUCAGUGAUAAUGACCCAGAGCCCGUUCAAGCCCCAGCACACAUACCGGCUUUGUUCAACCGCAGUUUCCUUCUUGUUUAUGGCUUUGCUCCUCGUUGCACUCAGGCCAAGCUACAAGCUUUAAUUGAUGACAAUGAACUGGACACUAUGGUAUCAACUACAGAAUUACAGAAGACCAGAGGAACGAUGCUUCAUAAACUGACGGCAAGGGCUGUUAUUAAGGAUUAUGAAGAUGGGAUCCUGCACGAGAAAGAACAUGAACAUGAGAUGAAAAAGCAGCAAAUGAAGUCCUUUAUUAUUGAGCUGAGCAAGAAGUACUCAAUCGUCACUCAGUUUACAAGCUUUGUCGCUGUAGAGAAACGGGAUGCACAAGAGAAGCCAAAGGACUAUGUACCAAAUGUGCUUGAAAUAAUAUCCACAGAAGAUGUUGAUAUAUUACCAUACAUGAUGUGGGAAACACAGGAAGAGGAUCAGGCCGCUGUGCUGCAGGAAGAAGAUAUGCAGGAAGAAGAAGAAGAAUAUAUGGAUCAAGAAGCACCGGAUUUGUCUGGGUCUGAUUUAGACGAUUAUCGUCUGCCAUUGUCUGGGUCUGAUUCAGAUGAUUAUUGUUGUUAUAUGGCUGACUUUGAAUUGGCAAAAAGCAAGAAAAAAGCAAAACGUGGACCUAUAGAAACAGAAGAGGCACAACCUUUCAGACGUAUGAGACGUGUAACUACAAUGUGUCAUAUGAGUCCUCCCCGAUCAGAGGCACAACCUUCUGAACAUGAUGGAGAGCGAGAAUGGCGGACGUUACAUGCCGAGCAGGAAGUGGAGCGCAUAGGUGGAAGGCAUGGUGGACCGCAUAUCGAUCGAGGGAACAGGAGAGGCGCAUGGAUGCCAGAGCGAACGGAGCCUGCGAUGGUAGAAGCUGCCAUGCCAAUGCGCCAUAUGGAUCGUUGCGGAACAGAGGCACAACCUUCUGAACAUGUGAUGCAGGAAAGAGCUGCCAAGCCAAUGUGUCUUAUGAGUCUUCCCCGAUCAGUGAUGCAGGAAAGAGCUGCCGAGGCAAUGCGCCAUUUGGGUUUUCGCCGAACAGAAAUCAUGGACAUGCUGUCUCCAAUGCCUCCAUCCAACGCUCCAAUCUCUCCAUCAUAUUGUGAAAAGCGCAAGGUUCACGCUGACAUGCUAGAAAUCAUGGACAUGCCGGCUCCAACCUCUCCAUCAUAUGCUCCAACCUCUCCAUCAUAUCUUCAAAGGCGCAAGAGCUUUUCUCUUAUGGGCGCAGCUCCAAGCUCUGCUGUUUCGUAUGCAGCUCCAACUUUUGGUUCUGCAACUGCAGGGUUUACAAGCUCUGCUGUUUCGGAUGCAGCUCCAGCUUUUGGCUCUGCAGCUGCAAGACCUCCAUUAUUUGGUUAUAAAAGCUCUGCUGUUUCGGAUGCAGCUCCAGGUUUCGGCACAGUGACUGCUGCUCAGAGCUCUGGCUUUUUUUGUUCAGCAGGUUUCAGAUUUGGAGCUCUAGUUCCACCUCCACCUCCGAUACCUGGCGGGGUUUGCAGAUUUGCACCGCCACCUCCACCUCCAGUUCCGGAUCCACUUCUGAUGGCUACUGGCAGGGUUUGCAGAUUUGCACCGCCACCUCCACCUCCAGUUCCGGAUCCACUUCUGAUGGCUACUGGCAGGCUUCGGAUACCUGCUGGCGGGGUUUUAAGCUUUGCACCUCCACCUCCACCUCCAGCUCCAGUUCCGGAUCCACCUCCGAUACCUGUUGACAGGCUUCUGAUGGCUACUGGCAAGCCUCGGAAACAUGCUGGCAGGGUCAGAGCCAAGGCUUUGUUCGCUCUAGCUCCUAGUGCUCCAACUUCAGACUCCGAAGUUAAAGCAAGAAUUGCUGCUAAAAUAAGAAGAGCCCCUCCAUCUUUCGUCCCCCUUUCAGCUCUACAGCAUGAGGAGGGAUACUGGCUGCUGGAUGAAAAGCUCGGAUCUCUAUUGAACAUUAAUGUCAAUUACUUGAUAGAUGUGUUUUUAUCCAAGAACGGGAUUCAGUCUCUUGGGAGGAAAGGAAAAGAAGAGGUGCUGGCACUUAUUGCGACCCUCUUGGUGCUGCAAAUGAUUCGCACGUAUAAGUUGGUGGACAUAACAUUUAAGAGUCUGAUGAAACUGGACGAAUCAUUUUGCACAAGCCCCUUUUACCAGACAAUUGAGAAAUCCGUCAAAUGGGCACGAAAAAAAGAUGAACAAUAUCCUGGCAUCUGUUCUCGACUUGGAUUGGGCAAGGAUUGGGAAUCUGCCACCCGGAAGUUAUUAUCCAUUGAUCCAGUGGAUCUUUCCUCUGAUCUCUAUCCUGCUGUUGUGUAAUCUGUUUAAAAAAAAAAAAAAGUUGUUGAAAUGACUUCAUAUUACUUUGUGUGAAAUAUAUAAGAGCUUGAACGUUACAGGGACAUAUAUCUCCAUAUGUAUCAGCCGACAUCUAUAUCUGCCAGGUACGGGCUUUUCUGAAAGAGCCUAUGAGCUGUUUAUGCCUAUGGGUUGGGCUCCAUUCUUGUACUGUUCAUUGGUGCAUAGACUGAGCCUUCUGCCUCCUGUUUGCCCCCCCCCCCCCUAAGCACCUCUACACAGCACAUCCCUAUGUCAGAAACCCACCCUUAGGGAGUAUAUUAUUAGAAGACUCCUUGGAGUCCCUGUAUGGAGGCACUUGGAUUGUGGCUUUAUGCAUAUGGCCAUGCAGUAUCCCUCAUAUAACUGUGCUUUAUUAAUCAGCUGAUACACACAUAGUGCCCAUGAUCACUCUACAUCUAUCAUUUUCCAGGCCAUCAUACACAUUCAUAUAAUAUAAAUAUACAUUUCAUGACUGCAAAGGAUAAUAACGCACUUAAUAUGAUUUGAAUUAACUGUAUAUGAAGUACAGGGAGCACGUGGCACAGAAACCCACUCCCAGUGCAGCAGACCCGCAUUAAAAAUUAAAAUGUGAUAAUGAAAAAUGUCUAAAUAUAUUGAUGAUUUUAUAUUAAACAGAAUAUUUACAAUUGUA